Messenger RNA from Malassezia globosa CBS 7966, 3618 nucleotides. RefSeq lists its product as uncharacterized. Bases 1 to 3618 code for a protein of 1205 amino acids. The record is from RefSeq and is a predicted model, not a curated record. Gene Ontology annotation, molecular function: guanyl-nucleotide exchange factor activity. Lineage: Eukaryota; Fungi; Basidiomycota; Malasseziomycetes; Malasseziales; Malasseziaceae. The transcript has a single exon.
AUGAACCCAUUUGUGCGUACAGAGCAUGCACUGGCAUCGUCGCCGUCGUCCACAGAGACCUCGUCCAUCGAUGCUCUUGUUGAUGAAAUUCAGCAGGCUUUGGGCACAUCCACUUCAUCAAUAUCAUCAAAUGCGCUCGCGUCGCGGUCAUCUUCGAUUAGCAGUGUGCGUCGCCGACCCUUGCCGCAGACACCGCACCCGAACGAAAAAACGCGACAUUCCUUCAGCGUGCCAUCGCCACCGCAGUCUUCCUUUUCGCGCAUUCCACGGCCUCAGACGGCACAGCAUAUUUCAAUGGAGGAAACGUCGAUAUCGACGCCACCAUUGUCACCACGUGCGACUGUGAAAAAUGCGUAUUCUUUGGCAACGGCUCAAGCACAUGCAGAAGCGAUCGCGAAGGCGGCUAAUCCAUCGGCUGCUGCUGCUCCUACGGCUCCUGAUGAUUUUGCUGCGGUUGCAUCUUCGCCUCAGAGAAUUCCUCUUGACGUACGGCCGGAGGGAUCAUGUUCACAGCGGCGCGAUUCCCAAAGCUCACAGAGCGUUUGGGAGCAGAUACAGCGUCGCUCAUUUAGUCGCCGUGAUAGUCAAGACUCGAUCCUACCAGAGUACUCACAUCACACGGACUCACACGCAUAUGCGCACGUCAUGUCUUUGCAGGGCACGUGUGUCGACUUGUCAAGCUUGUCGCAAGUAGCGCAUUUGCUGAGCUCGAUCAUUGAGCGCAAGCCGCUAAUCAAAGGUUCGGUCGUAUACCCGCUAAGUUUCACGGGGCGUACGCUGAUCACGACGCUGGCAUCCAUGAUCACUCAAUAUGUGCAAGUCUCGCCGCGUCUCCAUGUCGAGACGGGCAUGCUGGAUCCUGUGGCACAGCGCAUCGCACUAGAUAUUGCGCGCACGCUAAAGACGCAACUGUUCAUUCACGAGGCCGACUGGGAAGAGCACGAGAUCACAAACGAUGUCGCUGGCGUAUAUAUGUUGUACUCAGACUCGUUGAGCGGGAACAAGGAGUCAUCACAUGCGUCGACUCUGCGCGGUGUGUCUACCCAUUUGUUUGUGCGGAGCGAUGCGGUCCACGUCGCUCUGAGUGCUACAGCGGCCGUGGCUUGUGCAUCGGUGGCUGAAAGGGAUCUGCCAUCUGGUAUACUGACGCCCUUGACACAAUGCUAUAGCCCGACAUGUUUGUGGAGCAACGGCCGCGCUUGCUACUCACCAAGUUGUCCUCGCCGUGGACGUGGCUUCCCAAGCAUGAUCCAGGACCAUGAGCAGCCUAUCGAGACGGUGGGCGCAAAGGCGUGGGUCGAGCUUAUGCCGAAAGACAUCGUACUCACGCUGCCUCGGGAGGAGGUGAAGCGGCAGAAUGCGAUCCACGAAUUCGUUCAGAAAGAAGAAGUGUUUUUGCAUGACCUCCAGCUGCUCAGAAUGUUUGCUGACCGACUCCGCAGCCUGGCUAACCCUAUGCAACCAGGUCUUCCUGGCGAUGCGCCGCUGGUCGGCGCAGCACUCGAUGUAUUUAUCCAUGAAGUCUUCGGCAACUUGGACCAGCUCCUGCCAUUGAUUGCGCAGUUUGUCGAUGAGUUGCACGAGCGGCAGCGGGAGCAGGGUCCUGUCGUCCAGACCAUUGGGGAUGUCGUAACGCGCGCUGCGCUUGACUGGAGCUGCGAGUACACUGCAUACGUAGCCCACUAUCCCGCGGCGCUCGGGCGCCUCAAAUCUGAGGCUGAGUCGAAUGCGCGCAUGCAGCGCUUCAUCGACGACUGCCGGCGGCACCCAGCUGCCGCUCGACUGCCGCUCGACACAUUCCUGUUCCGCCCGCCAGCCCGGCUUCAGCGUUAUCACUUGCAUUUGGAGUCGGUGCUAAAGUACACGUCCGAAUACAGUGACGACCGAGAUGCGCUCAAGCUAGCGAUCGAAGUAUUGGAUGAGCAGUGUCUCAUUGCUCAGUCGCAAGUGAAGCAGACAGAAGACCAUCUACAGGUUCGUGACUAUGCUCGGGUACUUGCAACGAAACGCUACGACGACAAUGUCGACAUGGACCUCACGGACCCUCGGCGGCAGCUUGUGCAUCAUUCGCGCGUGUUCCGGCGUCCGGACAAUUUUGAGUUCGAGUGGACAGAGCUGGUUGCCAUCCUUUUUGACAAUUACUUCGUUCUCGCAAAGCGCAAGCCCAACCUUGACUGCUCUAACGCAUCAUCAUCGCUCCGCACGAAGCUCGUGAUCAACCGAAAGCCGAUCCCUACCUUCUGCUUAGAUAUGAGCGGCUUCGAUAUGGUGCCAGUGAGCCGUAGCUCAGUGAACCGAUACCUGCUGCCGUCGCAAGUGAACGAAAUGUUUCCGUUUGUCGUGACGCACCGCUUCCACACGAAUCAGCAGCCGAUGACUCUCUACGCUACCAGCAGUGAAGAGCGCGACAAGUGGCGCACGGCGCUGCAGGUGCUCCGAUGCGAUCGACUGCCCCCACUGUACAAUCAGUGUGACUUAAGCGGCACUGCGUUCUCAACGAAGCUCGAACCAAGCGAGACGUACGCGUUCGUGAAGGAUGCACCUUGGACACGAUCUCACGUCACGUGUGCAACGACCUGGCUUUGGCGUGAUCACAUCAAACUGUUGGCCAUAGGCACAACGGACGGCGUGUGGAUCGGACGGUAUGCAGAGCCACGCACGCUGCGCAAAGUCCUGCAUAUGAAGGGCGUUAUGCAGUGUGCGGUGCUGACACCGUACCGCCGGUUCCUUGUGCUCGCAGACAAGACUCUGAUCGCGUACGAUCUCGAAGCACUUGUGCCUAGUGGCCAAGCCGUGCCGAGUGUGGCGCCGAUCCGUUUGGACGGGGCACGUGAUGUGUCGUUCUUCUCCCUCGGCUAUGUUUGGGGCGCCCUGCACCUGGUGUAUGCGAAGCGCAAGACGACCGAGACAAGUGUGCGGAUUCUGGCACUCCAGACGUCGACGAAGUCGGAUUCGUCAGGGCAUGCGUCGUUGAAGGGGUUCCACUUGGUGCACAAAUUCUACGUGUACCCAGAAGCGACGCAGAUCCAGUGCAUUUCCGACGGCUUCAUCGUAUCGGCGCCACGUGCCGUCUACACGUAUCGCCUUGGCAGUACAUCUUUAACGCCGUUGCUUGCCCAGCGCCAACGCGAUGAGCGCGCGCAUAGCCUUUUGAAGCAAUGGGAGGGAUCCCAGCCUUUGGGCGUGUUCCAUGUGCCUGAGCUGAACUGCUGGCUAGCUUGUUUUGAUCGCGGCGCGUGCUUCGUCAAUGAAGCGGGCCUAAUUGUUUGUCCAGAUCGCUCAUUCCUGUGGGAAGUGACCAUGGACAGCGCCGCGUACUAUAAAGGCCAUGUGUUCGCUUGUUCACCGACGCUUCUCGAAGUGCAUGAGGCCAAAUCGGGUCGCCUUGUCCAUCUGUCAGAAGGCCAUCACAUGCGCUUACUCCUCCACACAUCGACCGACCAGACACUUCCUAUCCCGCCGAUUCUCCUUGAAACUAUACCAACAGCGACACCGCUCGUUGACGUACAGCGUGUUGUGGCAUUACAUCGCCUAGCAGAAAACAAAGCAUCGCAAGUCCAGCAAGACAUACCUGGCGACAGUGCAGAAGAAGGCAGAUCAACAUCGAACUUGGUGUAA